Seminavis robusta is the source of this 858-nucleotide messenger RNA. Lineage: Eukaryota; Bacillariophyta; Bacillariophyceae; Naviculales; Naviculaceae. The record is from the annotation of a GenBank genome assembly.
AUGUACGAUGCUAGGAAGGAGAUUGCCCGCAGUAUUGAGAUGGGAACCAUGUACAACGACACGACAGUUUCAAACCUUGCGUUGGAUCCCUUAGCCAAGAGGAUCAACACUCUCGUCAAAGUCCUCAAUAUCUGCUUCCAUCCUACUAUUUACCCUCACUUCGUCUCCCUCAACGACAGCAAUAAUCGAAAGGACUUCGAACGAGAGCCUCUUUCACAGGAGGGUGUGACCGGAAAUCCGUUCAAGGACUUUUGGCUUCUCGUUUCAGAGCACAUGAAUGAGACGAAUGAGACGUUUGAGGAACGGUUAUUUGACGACGUCUUGGGUCUCCAGGAGGGGGAAGACGAACAUCUACUUGCGUACAGUGCCGAAUUCGGUUUCAACUUGAAUGACAUUAACCGUGACCAGAACAACAAGUCAGUUCAGCGGCUGAUGAGCGAUUUGAUGAAGUCCAAAGAUAAUUGUCUUGCACAAAUGAAGAUAUCGGGCCAUCAUAGCAAUGACAUAUGGACUUAUUGCAUAGUGAAGAGGUGGUGUACUCCUCGGAAGGGAAUGGCGGCCGUACCUGCCAUAGCGGUGUACUAUUGUGCCUAUCUCUGCAAACUCCAUCCCACAAUUGAAGGCAAAUUUGCCACGUUUCUGGAAGCCAGUUUGAAGAGUGAUUCCACCGUCGAUAUGACAGGAAGCGCUGAUGCUGCCGGUAAAGGCGGCAAACAAGCUGCGGCAGACGUCAUGGCAUCGAUCACCAGCGUCAGUUCUGACCUGAAAGAAUCUAUUGUCCAAAGGAAAGAGAUUACGAGGAUGCCGCGGAUAAGAAUCUCUGGGAUGGCUAUCUGGUGGUUGGCAAACAGUACCUGA